AUGGUUGCCCGGCAGCGUGUGAUGGGGAGGUACGUCUGGUGGUUCUGUCUAGGAACGUUGGUCGUCAACCUGAGUCCGAGCUGCUCUGCCGUCAUCCUGGAGUCCAUCUAUUGGAAUUCUUCAAAUCCCAAGUUCUCUCCUGGACAGGGGCUGGUCCUGUUCCCUCAGAUAGGGGAUAAAAUGGACAUCGUGUGUCCCCGGGUGAGGCCAGGGGUGGUGGAGAACAAGGACCCGGAGUACUACCGUGUGUACCUGGUGACCCGGGAACAACUCCACAGCUGUAGCAUCGGCCAAUCAGACACCCCGUUACUCAACUGUGACAAGCCAGACAGAGACGUGAAGUUCACCUUCAAGUUCCAGGAGUUCAGCCCUAAUCUCUGGGGCCUGGAGUUCCUCAAGGGAAGGGAAUAUUAUAUUACCUCGACCUCCACCAGCUCUCUACAGGGCCUGGACAACACUGAUGGAGGAGUGUGUAGAGCCACAUCCAUGAAGCUGGUACUGAGAGUAGGACAGAAGAGAAUGAGAGUUUCUGCCAAACUGUUUAUCACCUGUGUAUGA
This is a messenger RNA of Salvelinus namaycush (lake trout), 558 nucleotides long. Its product is annotated as ephrin-B2a-like. Gene Ontology annotation, molecular function: ephrin receptor binding. Gene Ontology annotation, cellular component: plasma membrane. The coding region runs from base 1 to 558 and encodes 185 amino acids. The record is from RefSeq and is a predicted model, not a curated record. Gene Ontology annotation, biological process: axon guidance; blood vessel morphogenesis; ephrin receptor signaling pathway. The transcript is spliced from 4 exons. Lineage: Eukaryota; Metazoa; Chordata; Actinopteri; Salmoniformes; Salmonidae.